AUGGCAGCACCAACUAACGUGAAAGAGCCUGUGGAUUUUGUUCACCAGGACUUGAUUCAUCUGGACACAAUCCUGAAAGAACAGCGGCAUCAGAAGCUUUACACUACUUUUAACGUCAAUCCUUUCAAAAAGCUGCAUGUUUUAGCUGAUAAACCCAUGUCAAGAGAAAUGUACAAAGAGGCUGAGGACCCUGUUUUCCUGGAGCUCUUUCACAGAGCAAAUUUAGAACCAAAAAAGAAGUACCCUCAUCCAAUGACCGAGUCUCAAGAAAUUGGAUGGAUUUCCACUCCUCUGAUUGAGUCCGAUCGCUCUGACAGAAGACUGAAUUUUCCACGGAGGACCACUGAAAUCACCAAAUACAUGGGGGCUGUCUGGCGUCUGAAAGAACAAGCUCAGCGCAGCCAGAAGGAGCGUGGCAAAAAAGGUUGA
Messenger RNA from Neoarius graeffei (lesser salmon catfish), 429 nucleotides. Its product is annotated as cilia- and flagella-associated protein 144-like. The transcript has a single exon. Gene Ontology annotation, cellular component: ciliary base. NCBI's taxonomy places the organism in Eukaryota, Metazoa, Chordata, Actinopteri, Siluriformes, Ariidae. Bases 1 to 429 code for a protein of 142 amino acids. The record is from RefSeq and is a predicted model, not a curated record.